AUGAAGCUCUCCACCCUCUUCGGAACCAUCGCCUUCUUCAACGCAGGCGCCGUCCUCGCCGACCUGCACAACUUCUGCGCCUGCGGUGAGCGCACCGGCAGCAACGCCGUCCAGGACGCCUACUGGACCUUCAACGACGGCAUAACCGAGUACGCGUGCACGCGCUACAAGAACCGCAACACGGGAAACAAGCAGUGGGAUCAGUGCCCCGACUGCCAGAUGGACACACAGAACCUCGAUGGGCACACCAACGUACCGGCGUGCUUCUCGGUGGGGUGGCACAUGGGCGGUGAUGAGUUCGACUACUACUGCGGACUCCAGGGCCUUCAGGGCUACUGCAAGAGCAUCAGCUAG
Molecule: messenger RNA, 354 nt
Organism: Diplodia corticola
Lineage: Eukaryota; Fungi; Ascomycota; Dothideomycetes; Botryosphaeriales; Botryosphaeriaceae
Exons: 4
Coding region: 1-354 (117 amino acids)
Source: RefSeq, a predicted model, not a curated record